UUUUUCAUAUUAGAAAUCGGAUUAGAUUGUACAUCAAAUCGGUGUGUCAGAAAUAAUGAAUGAAAUAGUAUCUUAUAUUACAAUAGACAGUGUCAAGUACGUUAACUACAAAGAUAGUAAUGGCGAUAUCCACCAUGUAAGAUUUGGUAUCGACGACAUAAUAGAUAAAAGCAAUCUACCUCCUGGUGAUAUAAUCAAAAAAGAUGAUAUUCUACCAAAAUUUGUCAACGGUAUGAAAGUAUUCAAUCCAGCAUCAACCACGUCUAGUUUGUUCUAUAUCAAAAAAUUACCUUUGUAUGACGUUGGUCUUUCCAAGGGAUACAAAACCACAUUCAUGGAUGAAGUACGCACCUACGAGAAGAUGAAUUGUCUUAGGAUACGCGGAGUACCUACAUACCAUGGCUGCAUCGUCGAGGACAGUUAUAUCAGUGGUAUUGUUAUCGAUGGAUAUUCUUCAAGGUUAGAAGAUAUUAAAAACAUAGAAGUUGUAACAAUAGAGAAAAUAACGCGUUCAUUGAGAGCAACGUUAGCUGAACUCCAUUCUAAUAACAUUGUCCAUGGAGAUAUAAAUCCUAGUAACAUAAUGCUGAAUGCAAAAAUGGAUCCAUUUAUCAUCGACUUCGAUAGCAGUGGGCCGUCCAUGCUAAAACGUGGAUCAGAAAACUGGAUGAUGGAUAGUUACUCUAAAUCAUGUAAUGAUGAUAUAUAUUCUCUAAAUCUAGUAAUAGAAUAUAUUAACUCCAAAUGUGUGGUUUCAUCCAAUUAAACAUCAGAACAGUAGCGCUUUUGUGAGUUAUCUGAGUAAAGCUUUACAGCACAAAUUACGAGAGAUAGAAGUUUGUGUGAAAUUAUUCUUUAUAUAUAAAAGGUAACAGUGAUACUUUGUAUAAACCGU
Linderina pennispora is the source of this 895-nucleotide messenger RNA. RefSeq lists its product as uncharacterized. Bases 56 to 766 code for a protein of 236 amino acids. Gene Ontology annotation, molecular function: protein kinase activity; ATP binding. Gene Ontology annotation, biological process: protein phosphorylation. The record is from RefSeq and is a predicted model, not a curated record. The transcript has a single exon. NCBI's taxonomy places the organism in Eukaryota, Fungi, Kickxellomycota, Kickxellomycetes, Kickxellales, Kickxellaceae.